Perca fluviatilis (European perch) is the source of this 1517-nucleotide messenger RNA. RefSeq names its product Rab9 effector protein with kelch motifs (gene rabepk). The transcript is spliced from 7 exons. Gene Ontology annotation, molecular function: protein binding. The record is from RefSeq and is a predicted model, not a curated record. Lineage: Eukaryota; Metazoa; Chordata; Actinopteri; Perciformes; Percidae. Bases 390 to 1460 code for a protein of 356 amino acids.
GGAAGUUCUUCACAUGAUCUUUGAGUUAACGUUAGCAUGUAACGUAGCGUCUUGAUGGUGCUGAGUGUGUUCCCCAACAGUGACAUUGUCGCUAAAUUAAGCUAACGUUAUAUUAUUUCACAGAUAAUAUUACAACUGUGUUUUACAAGCCACCCGUCACCAAUCGUUUAAAAGAGGAACUCUAAAGCUUAGACUGUAGCUAGAUUCCAUGUAGCUAGCUAAUGGCUUCUGUGGAUAAGCUAAGUUAUCAUAAGGGGUGAAAUCUGAAAUAAUGUUGACAAGCUUAGCUAGUGUAUCAGCUAUUUUUUUCCGCAUCGGAUCACCACUGAAAACUGAUUGAUCUGUUAGUAUAAAAAAAACUAAAAAACAAUAACACUAGGUUCACUCAUAUGUCUUUGACAGCCAUGGAGUUUCUCCCAGUACUUGAACCUCUAGAUAAACCCAAAGAAGGAAUAUGGUAUUCUUUGAUACCCAGGGGCGGUGCUCCAGGAGUUAGCGUGGGUCACACCUGCACGUUCAUUCCAUCUGGAGAUGGAGGAAAAGGAAGAAUAGUUAUUGUUGGGGGAGCCAACCCCAGCGGCAGUUUCUUACAUUCGCAUAUCAUAAAUCUAGAUAAUCAUGAAUGGGACAUCCCAGACUGGGAGGGUAUGGAGCCACGGUAUGAACACUGCAGCUUUGUGCCAGAGAGCUGCCCUCAGAGCCUCUGGGUGUUUGGAGGUGCACAGCAGAGCGGCAAUCGCAAUUGUAUCCAAAAUAUACAGCUAACAGAGAGUGGGUCUCGCUGGAAGAAUGUAGUGGUGAAUGGCAAACCCCCCGGUCCAAGGACAUACCACACCAACUCAGCCUGCAUAGGGGACAAACUAUAUGUCUGUUCUGGUGGGGAAGCAGGAGCUGCACCUGUCUCAGACCCCAAACUCCAUGUCUUCGAUACAGUGUCUUCCACCUGGUCUCAACCAGAAACACAAGGCAGAAACCUGCCAGCCAGACAUGGCCACAUUGUUGUAGCAGUGGGUUCAAAGAUCUACAUUCACGGAGGCAUGGCUGGAGACAAAUUCUACAAUGAUAUGUACUCUCUUGACACAAGGAGCACAGAGUGGGAGAAAGUGCAGGCCAAAGGAGACAUCCCACCAGGAGUAGCAGCCCACUCAGCUGUGGUGCUGGGCAAGAACAUCUACAUUUUUGGGGGGAUGACUGCAGAUGGAGCUGGCAACUCCAUGUACAGAUUUGACACAAACAAAAGUAGAUGGGUCCUGGUGAAGUUCGAAGGGGAUAUGCCACCCAACCGCUUAGACCACUCCAUGUGUUUAUUGCCCUGGAAGGUGUGUGGUGAGGGGAAUGGCGAAAAGGAGGAAGCCAACAGCCCAGCACCAUCAGAGACAAUAAAUCUUGCCUUUGCAUUUGGAGGAAUGGACACCCAAGGGGUCAUUCAUAAUGACUGUAUUGUGACUGUGGUGACAUGAUACUGUAAUAUUAAUUUACCCAAUUUGUAAUAAAGUGUUUGAAGUACUUAGUAAUUG